Molecule: messenger RNA, 1298 nt
Organism: Ostrea edulis (European flat oyster)
Lineage: Eukaryota; Metazoa; Mollusca; Bivalvia; Ostreida; Ostreidae
Product: xyloside xylosyltransferase 1-like
Exons: 2
Coding region: 44-1177 (377 amino acids)
Molecular function (GO): UDP-xylosyltransferase activity
Source: RefSeq, a predicted model, not a curated record
ACAUGCAAUGAUUGGCUGAUUGCAACCUAUCGCGAGAACUGUCAUGGCAUCCUUGAAGUACUUCCGCCUUUUAUCCAAAAGAUCAGUUUGCGUUAUAUGUGCAUUAUUGGCUGUAUUAAUGAUUUUUGUGAACUUUAAAGGUUUUAUUCAGAAACAAGAUACAACGGCUAAUGUUUUUUCUCACAGAAGAGUUGCUGUCAAACAUGUAAAGAACAAUACAAGAAGCGUUUUAAAUCGAUCAACCCAAAGGGAGAUAAUUUUGACUCCAGACAAUGCAGUGUUAAACAUAGUAAUAAUAUUGAAAAACACAAAGAGGAAUCCCAAUUUACAGGCUAGAUUUGAGACUCUGAUAAAGUCAGUAUACAUGAAAUCCUCAGUUCUACUUUCUUUUCACGUGAUAUGUGAUACGGAUGGAGGGAAGGUUGCAACUUCCACAAUCAGAAGAUUUGCUCCAAAGGAAACAAAGAUUGUUAUCUAUAAUGUCACUGAAAUGACACAGAAGGUUGGGGAGCAGAUUACCCAGAUGCAGGCACACUUCAGUAAUGGUGCCAAUGCAUAUUAUGGAGAUCCACUGUUUUUUCUUUCAAUGGUGUUACACCGAGUUCUUCAGCUUGACAAAGUUAUCAUGCUAGAUGUUGAUUUGAAAUUUGAUGAAGAUAUAAGACAUCUGUAUGAAAUUUUCAGUCUGUUUUCAGAAAGGAAUAUAAUUGGUAUAGCCAGAGAAAAUCAACCAGUUUAUAGACAUUUGUUUCAUCAAUAUCGUGGUAAAAACCCGUCCACAAGAGUUGGUGCACCUCCUCCUACUGGACUAACAGGUUUUAACAGUGGUGUUUUACUGUUAAACUUAGAGAAAAUGAGACUGUCCAAUGCAUACAAUUCAUUGAUAGACUCCUCCAAAACUCUGGAGAGGUUGAAACAGAAGUAUUCAUUUCAAGGACAUCUCGGAGAUCAAGACUUUUACACCCUUACUUGUCUAGAAAAUGAGGAGUUGUAUUUUGUGUUGCCAUGUUCCUGGAAUUGGCAGCUGUGUGUUUGGUGGAGAGAUCAUGGGUAUUCCCAAGUUUUUGAUCAGUAUUACAUAUGCUCUGAGAAAAUAAAAAUUUAUCAUGGCAACUGUAAUAGUAAUAUUCCAACAUUGUCUUGGGAAACGGAAACAAAGAAGUUUCCUCAAAGAUGAUUUAAAGAGAAAUGAUGAGGUCAUAUUAUGUGCAAGAGAGGGAGACAGAGAGAGAAUUGUCUAUUUUUCUACCAUGAUAAUUGUGACAAAUGAAAGAUAUGAAUAAAAUUCUUAUUUUGAU